UCCUCCAAAGUUCCCUUUAAACAUUAGAAAAUCAGAUCAUAGAACAUAAUAAUUUACAUGGUAGAAUUUCUUGGUUAUUUGUUAAAUUUUUAUUUGUAUCUUUUCUCAAUAUUUAAUUAACGACUUUAUGCGAAAUCAGAUUGCCUCCGAAAUCGAAAGUAUUACAUGAAAUCAAGCAGGAGAGCUCUGUCAAUUUUGGACCAAUGCCUCACAAUGGCGCAUAUCAGGCAAACUCAAUCCCACCUCACAGUUUCCGGCACCCUUUUCGAUCCUUACGCAGCUGCCAAGAUCAUCGCCUUCUGUUCCGAAUCGAACUCCGGCGAUUUACGCCAUGCAUUUCGACUCUUCCGCCACAUGCCACACCGGACCACCUACAUUUGGAACGUCAUGAUCAGAGCUUUCGCCGAGAGAAAUGAGUCUACGAGAGCUCUCUCUCUCUACAACGACAUGAUUCAAAGCGGCCUCCUGCCCAACAACUACACUUUCUCCUUUCUUCUUCGAGCUUGCGCCGACCUCUCAUAUCUGUCAAUGGGUUUGUUGCUCCAUUGCCAUGCAAUCCGGUUGGGGUGGGAGUCGUACGAUUUUGUGCAGAAUGGGUUGAUCCAUUUGUAUGUGACUUGUGAUUCCAUAAACCCAGCUCGGAAACUGUUCGAUAUGAGCGUUUAUAAAGAUGUUGUUACCUGGACUGCGUUGAUUAAUGGGUACGUGAAGUCGGGCCAAGUUGAGGUUGCACGGGAGCUGUUCGAUGAAAUGCCUGAGAAGAAUGCAGUUUCGUGGAGCGCUUUGAUUAAUGGGUAUGUGCAAGUUGGGUUGUUCAGUGAGGCUUUGGAGCUUUUCGUCGAUAUGCAGGUUUCUGGGGUUUUGCCUAACCAUGCCGGGAUUGUUGGUGCACUCACUGCUUGUGCUUUCCUUGGUGCACUGGAUCAAGGAAGGUGGAUACAUGCGUAUGUGAGCAGGAAGGGGAUGAAAUUAGAUAGAGUGUUGGGCACUGCUCUUCUCGACAUGUACACAAAGUGCGGUUGUGUUGAAACUGCUCAUGCUGUGUUUAAUGAGAUGCCGAGUAGGGAUGUCUUUGCUUUCACUUCUUUGAUUUCGGGGCUUGCAAAUAGCGGUGAAAGUGAGAGCGCCAUAUCGUUGUUUGCGAGAAUGCAGAAUGAAGGAAUUGCGCCCAAUGAAGUUACAUUCAUAUGCGUGUUGAGUGCUUGCAGUCGGAUGGGUUUGGUGGACGAGGGAUUGCGAAUCUUUGAAAGUAUGAGUAACAUUUUCGGGAUACAGCCAGGGGUCCAGCACUAUGGUUGUUUGGUUGAUUUACUGGGAAGAGCUGGUAUGCUAGAAGAGGCAAAGAAAGUUGUGAGAGAGAUGCCCAUGGAACCAGACUCGUACGUCUUGGGUGCAUUGCUCAAUGCUUGUAGGGUUCAUGGAGAUGUCGAGUUAGGUAAAGAAAUGGUCGAGCGCUUGUCUGGGAAAAGCUUAGACCACAGUGGCGUGCGUGUUCUUCUUUCAAACAUCUACGCCUCCGCCAACCAGUGGGACGAUGUCACAAUGCUGAGGAAGGGAAUGGAGGAGAAAAAGGUGAGAAAGGUGCCAGGAUGUAGCUCGCUCGAAGUCAAUUGCGAGGUUUUUGAGUUUGUUGCCGGAGACAGGUCGCAUGUGCUCAUGGACGAAAUCACGUUGGUGUCGCUUGCGAUUGACAAGCAUUUGAAGUCUUUUUGGAUUGAUAGGGAUGAUGACAAACUAACUGAAUAACUCAAGUUUUAGCAGAGUUGGUUUCCUCUUUUACAAACUAAUUCAUCAUGGAGGAUGUCUAUUUAGGGUUGUCGUAGGAGGCAAUUUCAAAAAUCAGAGAAAUCGAAAUUUGUCAACUGCUACGAUGAAGAUCCGUGAAAGAACUAAACCAAUACUGCGCCAUUGAAACGAGGACAUUGUCCUCGGAGCCAGAGAGUUCUCUUCUUGAUUCGCAGACAAAGUGAGAGGUCGCAGGGGCGGUUAUUAGGAUGCUGAAUGAUUGGUCCGCUGUGGAACAUCUGCAUGUCAACUUUACAUAGCUAGGCAGUUGUGGGAUAUUGUGAUACUGGUUCUUGGUAGUACCGGCUGAAAAUCUUAGGCAAAAUGAAGGGUAAAGAUUGAAGUUACCAAAAAUUCCAUGCAUUGAAGACCAAAAGAUCCACAUACGGAUUCGUAUCAGAAAUAUCACCUGGAAGAGUGAAACUCAUGGACACUAUGAUUACUUGCAGGAAGAAGUCUAGCUAACAGGUACCUAACACGAUUGUCGAUUAUUAGAGCUAUGUCUACAUGUUUCAAAACUCAGUUUACAAUCACCUGAAAAUAAGGUACCGAUUAAAACGACGAGACAUUUACCCAACAAUCAACAAUGAUCUCAAAAGUAACAACUAAUUAUAUACCGGGUUGCAGUCCAAGUAGAACAAACACCUCCAAACUCCCAACGAGUCGUUGUCAAUGUCAUACCACUACAGAUACCUUAUAGUUUUUCACCGAACAUGGAAACAUUUUAGUUUUUGGUUAAGUGAUCGUGGUUAUUUCUAAGCCUCGAAUUAAUCUUUGGUCUAAUCUCUCCUUAUUGCAGAUUUGGCUAAAUGAAAUAAGAUUUACAACUGAAUUCCCUACUUUGAGAGUUAGAACUAUCAUCUGCCUUCACAACGGUUAAAACUCGACCUCUCCAUUUAUAGCUCACCUGCAACCCAUAACCCAUCUCCUUAUGACCUAACAAUCUGUUGAUGGUUAUGAACCAUCACCUCCCGUAAUUUAGCUGGCCUCAUAUCCUAUAACUCCCAAGUUCAUUCUCUAUCACUAACGGAAGGCUCACUCUGCAAACACAUUAAGAAGCUCAUCUGUCACCUACGAAUUGAUAAACCAAACAAUUUAAAGCUAUUGUGGCAACAUAUUCUGCGCAAUUUGAAGUAUGUUAUCUGGUUCAUCCAGAUCUUCCCAAUCAAAGUGCUAACAACAACUAAAUAACCCAGCCUGCUAUAGAUCAUAUGUUUCAAAUAUAAAGUAAUCUUUCAUAGGAAACAAAGACAGCAAACAUAGCCAUAUAAAGUAAGAAAAUUCAAAUUUGACACCAAUAUGCUCAGCAACUACCCAAUGGACAUCAAAUUCAAUAGAGAUAACCCACCAACACUUAUACUCGUCCUCCUAUUCCUCCCCAUCCAAGUAAGAGACGAGAUUGACACCCCAAUAACCAUGAAAAUCAAUCGCGUCGUCAUAAAGCAAGAUGAAGCUGAAGGAAGACAAUAAAACAGGAAUACAUUCUUUCACCUUUGCCAACAAUACAUGCGUUUGAAAUGGAAAUUUAGACAUUGCGGAAAACCAAUCAUCUCUCCAAUUCUUCCGAGGAAUGCCAAUUCCCUAGACGGCUAAAAACGGUUAAGAAAGCCCCCCAGAAUAAGCUGUGUUCUAAUAGUAAGGGUUUAAUGCUCAACAUCUUCAACAUUAUGGAUAUGCAUGCCCAAUUCCCAUCCACCACCAGCAUCAAUCGAUGAAUCGAAGGUAAAAAUAAUUUCGAGCAUAUAACAACGUGCAACAACAUUUCAAAUGUAGUAUCAUUAUAUAUAUAUAGAUAAAGAGUGAGAUGACAAUAAUUAAGUCGUAAUUCGAUAAAUACAGACCACGGCGUACGAUUUAAGCUUAUUUGAUCGCCAACCCACCACACAGUCACAAAGUUCUCAUCGUCCAAGGGAAACAUUUUUGUUUAAUUAUAAGAUAUUUAUAGAAUUACCAAUUUGCCGUCAUCAUCAUCAUGAUAUUCACACGGCGGCGGCAGCUUCCUUGACUGUAGACGGUGGUGGGGAAACGGAGUCAGCGGUCACCUCCGGAAUCUUGACAUAACCCAUCUUCUUAGGGC
Malus domestica (apple) is the source of this 3862-nucleotide messenger RNA. The record is from RefSeq and is a predicted model, not a curated record. Lineage: Eukaryota; Viridiplantae; Streptophyta; Magnoliopsida; Rosales; Rosaceae.